UAUAGGGGUUAGACUAGAGUCAAGGAGGGAAGGGUUGUGUUUUAUAGGGGUUAGACUACAGUCAAGGAGGGAAGGGUUGUGUUUUAUAGGGGUUAGACUACAGUCGAGGAGGGAAGGGUUGUGUUUUAUAGGGGUUAGACUACAGUCAAGGAGGGAAGGGUUGUGUUUUAUAGGGGUUAGACUACAGCUGAGGAGGGAAGGGUUGUGUUUUAUAGGGGUUAGACUAGAGUCAAGGAGGGAAGGGUUGUGUUUUAUAGGGGUUAGACUACAGCUGAGGAGGGAAGGGUUGUGUUUUAUAGAGGUUAGACUAGAGUCGAGGAGGGAAGGGUUGUGUUUUAUAGGGGUUAGACUACAGUCAAGGAGGGAAGGGUUGUGUUUUAUAGGGGUUAGACUACAGUCAAGGAGGGAAGGGUUGUGUUUUAUAGGGGUUAGACUACAGUCACGGAGGGAAGGGUUGUGUUUUAUAGGGGUUAGACUACAGUCACGGAGGGAAGGGUUGUGUUUUAUAGGGGUUAGACUACAGCUGAGGAGGGAAGGGUUGUGUUUUAUAGGGGUUAGACUACAGUCAAGGAGGGAAGGGUUGUGUUUUAUAGGGGUUAGACUACAGUCACGGAGGGAAGGGUUGUGUUUUAUAGGGGUUAGACUACAGUCAAGGAGGGAAGGGUUGUGUUUUAUAGGGGUUAGACUACAGCUGAGGAGGGAAGGGUUGUGUUUUAUAGGGGUUAGACUACAGCUGAGGAGGGAAGGGUUGUGUUUUAUAGGGGUUAGACUAGAGUCAAGGAGGGAAGGGUUGUGUUUUAUAGGGGUUAGACUACAGUCAAGGAGGGAAGGGUUGUGUUUUAUAGGGGUUAGACUACAGUCGAGGAGGGAAGGGUUGUGUUUUAUAGGGGUUAGACUACAGUUGAGGAGGGAAGGGUUGUGUUUUAUAGGGGUUAGACUACAGUCGAGGAGGGAAGGGUUGUGUUUUAUAGGGGUUAGACUACAGUCGAGGAGGGAAGGGUUGUGUUUUAUAGGGGUUAGACUACAGUCAAGGAGGGAAGGGUUGUGUUUUAUAGGGGUUAGACUACAGCUGAGGAGGGAAGGGUUGUGUUUUAUAGGGGUUAGACUAGAGUCAAGGAGGGAAGGGUUGUGUUUUAUAGGGGUUAGACUACAGCUGAGGAGGGAAGGGUUGUGUUUUAUAGGGGUUAGACUACAGUCAAGGAGGGAAGGGUUGUGUUUUAUAGGGGUUAGACUACAGUCAAGGAGGGAAGGGUUGUGUUUUAUAGGGGUUAGACUACAGCUGAGGAGGGAAGGGUUGUGUUUUAUAGGGGUUAGACUAGAGUCAAGGAGGGAAGGGUUGUGUUUUAUAGGGGUUAGACUACAGCUGAGGAGGGAAGGGUUGUGUUUUAUAGGGGUUAGACUACAGUCAAGGAGGGAAGGGUUGUGUUUUAUAGGGGUUAGACUACAGUCAAGGAGGGAAGGGUUGUGUUUUAUAGGGGUUAGACUACAGUCAAGGAGGGAAGGGUUGUGUUUUAUAGGGGUUAGACUACAGUCAAGGAGGGAAGGGUUGUGUUUUAUAGGGGUUAGACUACAGUCACGGAGGGAAGGGUUGUGUUUUAUAGGGGUUAGACUACAGCUGAGGAGGGAAGGGUUGUGUUUUAUAGGGGUUAGACUACAGUCACGGAGGGAAGGGUUGAGUUUUAUAGGGGUUAGACUACAGUCAAGGAGGGAAGGGUUGUGUUUUAUAGGGGUUAGACUACAGUCAAGGAGGGAAGGGUUGUGUUUUAUAGGGGUUAGACUACAGUCAAGGAGGGAAGGGUUGUGUUUUAUAGGGGUUAGACUACAGUCACGGAGGGAAGGGUUGUGUUUUAUAGGGGUUAGACUACAGUCAAGGAGGGAAGAGUUGUGUUUUAUAGGGGUUAGACUACAGUCGAGGAGGGAAGGGUUGUGUUUUAUAGAGGUUAGACUAGAGUCGAGGAGGGAAGGGAUGUGUUUUAUAGAGGUUAGACUACAGUCACGGAGGGAAGGGUUGUGUUUUAUAGAGGUUAGACUACAGUCAAGGAGGGAAGGGUUGUGUUUUAUAGGGGUUAGACUACAGUCACGGAGGGAAGGGUUGUGUUUUAUAGGGGUUAGACUACAGUCAAGGAGGGAAGGGUUGUGUUUUAUAGGGGUUAGACUACAGUCGAGGAGGGAAGAGUUUUGUUUUAUAGGGGUUAGACUACAGUCAAGGAGGGAAGGGUUGUGUUUUAUAGGGGUUAGACUACAGCUGAGGAGGGAAGGGUUGUGUUUUAUAGGGGUUAGACUAGAGUCAAGGAGGGAAGGGUUGUGUUUUAUAGGGGUUAGACUACAGUCAAGGAGGGAAGGGUUGUGUUUUAUAGGGGUUAGACUACAGUCGAGGAGGGAAGGGUUGUGUUUUAUAGGGGUUAGACUACAGUCAAGGAGGGAAGGGUUGUGUUUUAUAGGGGUUAGACUACAGCUGAGGAGGGAAGGGUUGUGUUUUAUAGGGGUUAGACUAGAGUCAAGGAGGGAAGGGUUGUGUUUUAUAGGGGUUAGACUACAGCUGAGGAGGGAAGGGUUGUGUUUUAUAGAGGUUAGACUAGAGUCGAGGAGGGAAGGGUUGUGUUUUAUAGGGGUUAGACUACAGUCAAGGAGGGAAGGGUUGUGUUUUAUAGGGGUUAGACUACAGUCAAGGAGGGAAGGGUUGUGUUUUAUAGGGGUUAGACUACAGUCACGGAGGGAAGGGUUGUGUUUUAUAGGGGUUAGACUACAGUCACGGAGGGAAGGGUUGUGUUUUAUAGGGGUUAGACUACAGCUGAGGAGGGAAGGGUUGUGUUUUAUAGGGGUUAGACUACAGUCAAGGAGGGAAGGGUUGUGUUUUAUAGGGGUUAGACUACAGUCACGGAGGGAAGGGUUGUGUUUUAUAGGGGUUAGACUACAGUCAAGGAGGGAAGGGUUGUGUUUUAUAGGGGUUAGACUACAGCUGAGGAGGGAAGGGUUGUGUUUUAUAGGGGUUAGACUACAGCUGAGGAGGGAAGGGUUGUGUUUUAUAGGGGUUAGACUAGAGUCAAGGAGGGAAGGGUUGUGUUUUAUAGGGGUUAGACUACAGUCAAGGAGGGAAGGGUUGUGUUUUAUAGGGGUUAGACUACAGUCGAGGAGGGAAGGGUUGUGUUUUAUAGGGGUUAGACUACAGUUGAGGAGGGAAGGGUUGUGUUUUAUAGGGGUUAGACUACAGUCGAGGAGGGAAGGGUUGUGUUUUAUAGGGGUUAGACUACAGUCGAGGAGGGAAGGGUUGUGUUUUAUAGGGGUUAGACUACAGUCAAGGAGGGAAGGGUUGUGUUUUAUAGGGGUUAGACUACAGCUGAGGAGGGAAGGGUUGUGUUUUAUAGGGGUUAGACUAGAGUCAAGGAGGGAAGGGUUGUGUUUUAUAGGGGUUAGACUACAGCUGAGGAGGGAAGGGUUGUGUUUUAUAGGGGUUAGACUACAGUCAAGGAGGGAAGGGUUGUGUUUUAUAGGGGUUAGACUACAGUCAAGGAGGGAAGGGUUGUGUUUUAUAGGGGUUAGACUACAGCUGAGGAGGGAAGGGUUGUGUUUUAUAGGGGUUAGACUAGAGUCAAGGAGGGAAGGGUUGUGUUUUAUAGGGGUUAGACUACAGCUGAGGAGGGAAGGGUUGUGUUUUAUAGGGGUUAGACUACAGUCAAGGAGGGAAGGGUUGUGUUUUAUAGGGGUUAGACUACAGUCAAGGAGGGAAGGGUUGUGUUUUAUAGGGGUUAGACUACAGUCAAGGAGGGAAGGGUUGUGUUUUAUAGGGGUUAGACUACAGUCAAGGAGGGAAGGGUUGUGUUUUAUAGGGGUUAGACUACAGUCACGGAGGGAAGGGUUGUGUUUUAUAGGGGUUAGACUACAGCUGAGGAGGGAAGGGUUGUGUUUUAUAGGGGUUAGACUACAGUCACGGAGGGAAGGGUUGAGUUUUAUAGGGGUUAGACUACAGUCAAGGAGGGAAGGGUUGUGUUUUAUAGGGGUUAGACUACAGUCGAGGAGGGAAGGGUUGUGUUUUAUAGGGGUUAGACUACAGUCAAGGAGGGAAGGGUUGUGUUUUAUAGGGGUUAGACUACAGUCACGGAGGGAAGGGUUGUGUUUUAUAGGGGUUAGACUACAGUCAAGGAGGGAAGAGUUGUGUUUUAUAGGGGUUAGACUACAGUCGAGGAGGGAAGGGUUGUGUUUUAUAGAGGUUAGACUAGAGUCGAGGAGGGAAGGGAUGUGUUUUAUAGAGGUUAGACUACAGUCACGGAGGGAAGGGUUGUGUUUUAUAGAGGUUAGACUACAGUCAAGGAGGGAAGGGUUGUGUUUUAUAGGGGUUAGACUACAGUCGAGGAGGGAAGGGUUGUGUUUUAUAGAGGUUAGACUAGAGUCGAGGAGGGAAGGGAUGUGUUUUAUAGAGGUUAGACUAGAGUCGAGGAGGGAAGGGUUGUGUUUUAUAGGGGUUAGACUACAGUCGAGGAGGGAAGGGUUGUGUUUUAUAGGGGUUAGACUACAGUCACGGAGGGAAGGGUUGUGUUUUAUAGGGGUUAGACUACAGUCACGGAGGGAAGGGUUGUGUUUUAUAGGGGUUAGACUACAGUCAAGGAGGGAAGGGUUGUGUUUUAUAGGGGUUAGACUACAGUCAAGGAGGGAAGGGUUGUGUUUUAUAGGGGUUAGACUACAGUCACGGAGGGAAGGGUUGUGUUUUAUAGGGGUUAUACUACAGUCAAGGAGUGAAGGGUUGUGUUUUAUAGGGGUUAGACUACAGUCAAGGAGGGAAGGGUUGUGUUUUAUAGGGGUUAGACUACAGUCACGGAGGGAAGGGUUGUGUUUUAUAGAGGUUAGACUAGAGUCGAGGAGGGAAGGGAUGUGUUUUAUAGAGGUUAGACUACAGUCACGGAGGGAAGGGUUGUGUUUUAUAGAGGUUAGACUAGAGUCGAGGAGGGAAGGGUUGUGUUUUAUAGGGGUUAGACUACAGUCGAGGAGGGAAGGGUUGUGUUUUAUAGGGGUUAGACUACAGUCAAGGAGGGAAGGGUUGUGUUUUAUAGGGGUUAGACUACAGUCACGGAGGGAAGGGUUGUGUUUUAUAGGGGUUAGACUACAGUCACGGAGGGAAGGGUUGUGUUUUAUAGGGGUUAGACUACAGCUGAGGAGGGAAAGGUUGUGUUUUAUAGGGGUUAGACUACAGUCACGGAGGGAAGGGUUGUGUUUUAUAGGGGUUAGACUACAGUCAAGGAGGGAAGGGUUGUGUUUUAUAGGGGUUAGACUACAGUCACGGAGGGAAGGGUUGUGUUUUAUAGGGGUUAGACUACAGUCAAGGAGGGAAGGGUUGUGUUUUAUAGGGGUUAGACUAGAGUCGAGGAGGGAAGGGUUGUGUUUUAUAGGGGUUAGACUACAGUCACGGAGGGAAGGGUUGUGUUUUAUAGGGGUUAGACUACAGUCGAGGAGGGAAGGGUUGUGUUUUAUAGGGGUUAGACUACAGUCAAGGAGGGAAGGGUUGUGUUUUAUAGGGGUUAGACUACAGUCGAGGAGGGAAGGGUUGUGUUUUAUAGAGGUUAGACUACAGUCGAGGAGGGAAGGGUUGUGUUUUAUAGGGGUUAGACUACAGUCAAGGAGGGAAGGGUUGUGUUUUAUAGGGGUUAGACUACAGUCACGGAGGGAAGGGUUGUGUUUUAUAGGGGUUAGACUACAGUCGAGGAGGGAAGGGUUGUGUUUUAUAGGGGUUAGACUACAGUCAAGGAGGGAAGGGUUGUGUUUUAUAGGGGUUAGACUACAGUCAAGGAGGGAAGGGUUGUGUUUUAUAGGGGUUAGACUACAGCUGAGGAGGGAAGGGUUGUGUUUUAUAGGGGUUAGACUACAGCUGAGGAGGGAAGGGUUGUGUUUUAUAGGGGUUAGACUACAGUCACGGAGGGAAGGGUUGUGUUUUAUAGGGGUUAGACUACAGUCAAGGAGGGAAGGGUUGUGUUUUAUAGGGGUUAGACUACAGUGGAGGAGGGAAGGGUUGUGUUUUAUAGGGGUUAGACUACAGUCAAGGAGGGAAGGGUUGUGUUUUAUAGGGGUUAGACUACAGUCAAGGAGGGAAGGGUUGUGUUUUAUAGGGGUUAGACUACAGUCAAGGAGGGAAGGGUUGUGUUUUAUAGGGGUUAGACUACAGUCGAGGAGGGAAGGGUUGUGUUUUAUAGGGGUUAGACUACAGUCAAGGAGGGAAGGGUUGUGUUUUAUAGAGGUUAGACUAGAGUCGAGGAGGGAAGGGAUGUGUUUUAUAGAGGUUAGACUAGAGUCGAGGAGGGAAGGGAUGUGUUUUAUAAAGGUUAGACUAGAGUCGAGGAGGGAAGGGUUGUGUUUUAUAGGGGUUAGACUACAGUCAAGGAGGGAAGGGUUGUGUUUUAUAGGGGUUAGACUACAGUCAAGGAGGGAAGGGUUGUGUUUUAUAGGGGUUAGACUACAGUCACGGAGGGAAGGGAUGUGUUUUAUAGAGGUUAGACUAGAGUCAGGGUUUAGGAGUAUGGACAUGGCUGGGUCGUAUCUGCUGAAUCUCUCCCUUUUUCUUCCUUCUCCUGUCCCCUUCGCCAUUUCCCUCAUGCACUUUUUUUUGUCUCCUUCUCCCUCCCUCUCUUCCUCUCUCUCCUAG
Salvelinus fontinalis (brook trout) is the source of this 6628-nucleotide messenger RNA. RefSeq lists its product as uncharacterized. Lineage: Eukaryota; Metazoa; Chordata; Actinopteri; Salmoniformes; Salmonidae. The record is from RefSeq and is a predicted model, not a curated record. The transcript is spliced from 2 exons. The coding region runs from base 1967 to 6628 and encodes 1553 amino acids.